Erigeron canadensis is the source of this 1354-nucleotide messenger RNA. RefSeq names its product 2-hydroxyisoflavanone dehydratase-like. Bases 46 to 981 code for a protein of 311 amino acids. Gene Ontology annotation, molecular function: hydrolase activity. The transcript has a single exon. Lineage: Eukaryota; Viridiplantae; Streptophyta; Magnoliopsida; Asterales; Asteraceae. The record is from RefSeq and is a predicted model, not a curated record.
AUUCGCUUAUUACUUAAACUUGAUCAUCAAUCUAUCUAGCGUAUCAUGGCUGAUUCGCCAGACAGAGGGUUGAUCUACGAAAUUCCUGGAGUCAUUCGUGUCUAUGAAUCCGGAAAGGUAGAACGACUCGCUGUGUCGCCUUUUGCCCCAACAUCUUUAAACGACCCAGUCACCGCAAUGUCAUCCAAAGACGUGUCAUUUUGUGGCGCAUCUGCGCGUCUCUACCUCCCCAAGCUCCCACCUGCGGAAGAACUCAAGAAGCUCCCGAUUUUAGUGUAUUACCAUGGAGGUGGAUUUAUUAUAGGAUCAGCAUUCGACACAUGGGAACACAAUUAUAUAAGCACAAUGGUGUCAUAUAUCAAUGCACUGGUUAUUUCAGUUGAGUAUAGGCUAUCCCCAGAAUAUCUUAUACCUGAAGCUUAUGAUAAUAGUUGGAUGGCACUUCAAUGGGUUGCAUCACAUUCAACAGGUGAUCAAGGAGAAAACCAAGACCCUUGGUUGAUUCAAUAUGGCGAUUUUGAUAGAUUAUACCUUGGAGGAGAUAGUGCAGGUGCUAAUAUUGUGCAUCACAUGGCGUUAAAAACAGGAAAAGAAAAACUACCUAAUGAUGUGAAAAUCUUGGGAGGGUAUCUUGGUUGUCCUUAUUUUUGGGGUUACAAGCGACCUGAUGACGAUAGUAUGGCGUUUAAAUGUUGGUUUCUCGCGUGUCCAGAUGGGGGGAUUGAUAGUCCCUAUAUCAAUCCAUACGUGACUGGGGAAUUUGACGUCGGUUUUGUUUAUAAGAGGCUGCUAAUUGUGGUAGCAGAGGAUGAUGAGCUAAGGGUUGAAGGUAUCAAGUACUAUGAUGCUCUUAAAGAAAAAGAGUGGGAUGGUGAAGUAGACUUUCUACAACUUGAUGGAGGUCAUUGCUUUUACCUUCUUGAUAGUACUUCUGAAAAAGCUAAAAUUCUGAUGAGAGAGUUGGCCUCUUUCAUUGUUUAAGUUAUUUGUUGAUAACUUCUUGUUGUUAAACUUCUGUUUGUUGCAUUGACUUCAUCAAGUCUUGAAUAAUUUACAACCAGUAUUUAAUUACUUUACACAAUUGAAUUCAAACUUGCAUACUCUAUGUCACACCCCGUUGUAGCGGAAAUACAUGGUUAACAAAUAAUUGCGUACUAACCAUAGGGUAAUAGAAAUUACAUCCAUUUAAUACAAAAUACAAGUCUAAUACAAGUAGAAUCGUUCAAAUGUAGACCCCAGAAUACGAAUACAAGUCAUCCAUAUAUGGAAUUGGGCCCACAGAAUACAAGAUAAAUAUCUAGACCGUCUAGUUGUAAUCUCAUUAAAGGCGAGGCCAAUGAACAGUGUCAUGUGC